This is a messenger RNA of Knipowitschia caucasica, 1341 nucleotides long. The record is from the annotation of a GenBank genome assembly. NCBI's taxonomy places the organism in Eukaryota, Metazoa, Chordata, Actinopteri, Gobiiformes, Gobiidae.
AUGGAGCCUGCUCGGUAUCUUUCUGCAGAAAAGGAUGUUGUGUCUGCUGCGCCGCCGCCGAGGGAAGUGACGUGGAACGUGACGCAUGCGCACAGGACGGAGGUGGUGGGUCGGUGUGUGACGGGUGCCUUCCUGUCGCUGCUGAUCCUCUGGACUCUGUGUGGGAACGUGCUGGUGUGCAGCGCCGUGCUGCGUUUUAGACAUCUACGCUCCAAAGUCACCAACAUCUUCAUUGUGUCGCUGGCGCUGUCCGACCUGCUGGUGGCGCUGCUGGUGAUGCCGUGGAAGGCGGUUGCUGAGGUGACGGGACAUUGGCCGUUUGGCGCCUUCUGUGACGUGUGGGUAGCAUUUGAUAUCAUGUGUUCCACUGCGUCCAUCUUGAACCUGUGCAUGAUCAGCAUGGAUCGCUACUGGGCCAUCUCUGCGCCGUUCCGCUAUGAGCGGAAGAUGACGCAGCGUGCGGCAUUCGUGAUGAUCGGUGUCUCGUGGACGCUGUCUGUGCUGAUCUCCUUCAUCCCGGUGCAGCUGCAGUGGCAUAAGGCCGCGGGCGCGGAGCAGCACGUAGACGAGAACUGUGACUCCAGCCUGAGCCGCACAUACGCCAUAUCCUCGUCGCUUGUGAGCUUCUACAUCCCGGUCGCCAUCAUGAUCGUCACAUACACUCGCAUCUACCGCAUCGCACAGAUGCAGAUCCGUAGGAUUGCCACGCUGGAGCGUGCCGCAGAGCACGCGCAGAGCUGUCGUAUGAAGAGACUGGAGUGUGUGCAGCACAGCUCGCUCAAGAGCUCGCUGAAGCGCGAGACCAAAGUGCUGAAGACGCUGUCAGUCAUCAUGGGGGUGUUUGUGUGCUGCUGGCUGCCCUUCUUUGUCUUGAACUGUUUGGUUCCGUUCUGUGAGAAGCCUGGGGCACACCGCAGUGCUGCUUGUGUCAGCGACACCACCUUCAACGUGUUUGUGUGGUUCGGAUGGACCAACUCCUCCCUGAACCCCGUCAUCUACGCCUUCAAUGCAGAGUUCCGGAAGGCGUUUGCCAGUCUGUUGGGUUGCCGUGUGCUGUGCCGCACGCCGGUGCAGACGGUCAACAUCAGUAACGAGUUGGUGUCGUACAAUCAGGACACACUGAUCCACAGAGACCUGGUGUCAUACGACCAGAGCGCACGAAUCCACAGAGACCUGGUGUCGUACGACCAGAGCGCACAAAUCCACAGAGAAAUCGUCAGCGCGUACGCCAGCAUCAUCCCCAACGUGGUUGACUGUCUCAAUGACGACUUCGACCGCAUUUCACAGCUCACACAAACUGCGCACGACCCGGAAGACCUGGUGUGCGAAACAGACAUAUGA